This is a messenger RNA of Ichthyophthirius multifiliis, 1185 nucleotides long. RefSeq lists its product as hypothetical. NCBI's taxonomy places the organism in Eukaryota, Ciliophora, Oligohymenophorea, Hymenostomatida. The record is from RefSeq and is a predicted model, not a curated record. The transcript has 5 exons.
AUGUUAGAUUGGAAAGGACUUUUAAAAUGGAGUUUAAGCAAUACAGAUGGAACCUAAAAAAAGGAUAUUAAGCCUAUGGAAGAAAAAACUAAAUAAUGGCUACAAGAAGCAUUAGCUGAUUAUGCUUUAUAAGAUAUUAAAGUAAUCUAAGAAAUACUAUAAGAAUUAGCAAAAGAAGAAUUAAAUAAUAAUGAUGAUGAAGAAAAGAGAAUAAAUUUAUUAGAAAGAUUAGAAGAUAUAUUAGAUUCUUUAGAUAUGGCAGACUCACUUUAUCAAAUAGGAGGUUUAGUUUAAAUGAUAAAAUUAGCCCAAACGAGUAUGUACCCAAAAGUAUAAUGCCUAUGUUUUAGCAUAUUUAUAACCUGUAACUAAAAUAAUUCAUAUGUAUAAUAAUGGUCAAUAUAUGAAGGAGCCUUCAAUUUCAUAAAUACAAUACUAAACUCAAAAAAUAUAAAAGUUAAAGAAAUGGCACUUUCGGCUUUAAGUAGUCUAUGUAGAGGUGAAAAUUUAUAAUCAAAAAGAGAUUUCAUAGAUAUUGAUGGGGUUGAGUUUUUAGUAAAAAUAAUAAAUGAAAAGGAAAGCUUUUCUUAAAGAAUGAAAAAUAAAGCAUUUUUAUUUUUAAAAGAUUUAGUUUUUUAUGAUGAUAGACUUCAUUUUACAUAUAAUAAUUUGGAUGCUUUUGCUAAUACAAAUGCCAAAGUUACAAAAACAUUAAACAAUGAAAGUGUGAAAGUUAAUAAUCAAAGUAAAAAUAAUGAUAUUACUUUUGAUUAAAAUUAGGAAUUAAAAAAAUAAAAUGAAGACCCUAAAAAUAAAAAAUAUAGAAAUAUUGUCAAAAAUAAAUUAAUUUAAAUGAACUUUAUUUAGAUUCAUAUUAAUCUUUUACAUGAUUUUUCGGAUAUAGAAUAAGAUAAUAGAGUUAAUUAUUUAGAUAUUUUAAAAAAUGUAGUUAUUUUUUCUAAUGAAAUUAAACAAUUAAUUAAAGAAACUAAAAAAGAUGCCUUGAAAAAAAAUAUGCUCGAUGUUAUGAAACUUGAUUAAUAAGAUAAAGGAAGCAAUGAUUUUGAAAUAUAAUUAUAUAAAGAAAUACUAAAUGAAAUAUAAUGAGUUAUAAUUUAUUAUUUUUAGACUAUGUUUAUUAUUUAUUUUUAGUAAAAAUUAUAUUUAUUUUUGGAUACAGUUUUU